UAACAGUUCGGAACAACCUCGGGUAGCGGAGAAAAGACUAGAAAUUCCAUAUUUGUCAUUUCGCACAGAGAAAACAACUUUAUGUUUGUCUCUGAGACCAGCAUCCUCCCUCCUACAGGGAUGAGGGUGCGGGUAUUGGACAUGGAGGGUCAGGAAUUCAUAAUUGACCUGAAUCCAGACUCGAAAAUUGACGAUGUAAAAAUAAGAUCAUUAGGUCAUUUUCUGAACCCAGCCGACAGUAUGAAAAGUUCUCUUUACCACAAGAUUCUUCUGGUUCGUACAGGAAAAGUUCUUAGCGACGAAAAGACAUUGUCACAAGAAGGAGUAACAGAUAAUGAUGAGCUGAUUAUACUGAAGAAGAGACUAGUACCAUCAAGAUAUGAAAGCAAAGAUCCGCUACAGAAAGAUGAAGGUAAAAAGAUCACCAUGGAUACUAUUAAAGAGGUGACAUGCCGUCUUCCAGUAGCGAAAGCACCAAAGGCUCCUGAAACUCCACCAAACUUGGACUUUCAGACAGAACUAAGGAAGAUCUUAGUCUCACUAAUAGAGGCUUCCCAAAAGAUUCUUUGUCUUAAUCCAGAGGCAUCAAAGAUAUUUAAACAAGCUGAAGAUAUGUUGAAAGAAUCAACAGAGCCUAAGAUUGAUCAGGUUUCAUUGCGAAAACUCACGGAAAUGGGAUUUCCUGAAGGAAGAGCAAAGAAAGCUUUAGUGUUGAAUAAAAUGUCAGUGACAGAGUCCAUGGAGUGGUUGAUACAGCACGAGUCUGAUCCUAAUAUUGAUGAACCUGUCCCUGGCACUGAAGAGGUGCAGGAACCAGAGGACCAGACUGAAGGAGCUGUUGGAGGUGUGGAGGAUAAUGAUGAGGGUCAGUCACCUCAGGUCACUAACAUACUCAAGUCACUACGGGCAUUCAGGAAAAGAGAGUUCAAAGCAAACCCAAGGGCCCUCCAGAACCUAGUAGAGAUGGGAUUCCCAGAGAAGGAUGCCAUUGAUGCUCUGAGAGUGGGCAGAAACGACCAGGACGCCGCCUGUGACUGGUUGCUAGGCGACAGGAAAACAAAGCCUGAAGAAAUGGAGGAAGGAAUUGAUACCAAUAGCUCCAUCUACAAAGCCAUCAUGGCCAAUCCAACGGUACAACUAGGACUCAACAACCCCCGUUGUCUACUAGCAUUUUUACAGAUGUUGGAGAGUCCUUUUAUGACACAGCAGUGGCUGAAUGAUCCAGAGACUGGGCCUCUAUUAGUACAAAUAUCUCGUAUUUAUCACUCGGAGAAACACUCAGGUACACAAUCAGACUCGGCCACCAAAACCACGGAAACUAUGACAUUGUCCUCAUCUAUUUCAUCAUCAGGAUCAUCUGACUCCUCUUUUGCCAGCACGUCAACGCAAAUCCUUUCAUCUCAGCAUAAUAGAACAUCCCAAGAGUCCCUCUCCAUUGCCAACAGCCAAAUGUCAAGGUCGGAGAGUGAUCCUAUUGGAACAAGGUCACGGUUACCAGACAAUGACACUGUCGAUUCAAGGUCAAGGUUACCUGAAGAUGCUUCAUCUGUUUCUUUAGGAAAUUCCCCCAUGGAGGGAGGUAGUGAAAAUGAUCUAAGACCAUCAGUUGCUAGGCAACAACGUGAUGCAGGGUCAUCUCCAGUUACAAUGUCAAGGUCUUCAUCGUCAGGAAAGGUAAAAGGUGACAAUAAGCCUAAAGGAAGGUGACAUCCUGACUUUGAUGCAAAUUAAUGACAUUUUAGUAUUUAUGAUUUAUAUAAGAUUCACAGCACUAUUAUUAUUUUUCAUUACCUAAAACAAUUUCCAUUCUUUAACCUGAUUCUUACUAAAAAUAAGACAAUGUUAAUCUAAUUCAAAAUGCCAUACUUCCUUAGUCUGUCUUAAUGAUUCCAUUAUACUUAGGACUGUGUUAGUACACUGUAGUAUCAAAUGUCAAAAGACAUUUUAAAAAUGAAUUUGAAGAGCUUGAAUUCAGUAUGAAACAUAUCCUCUGAAAAUGAUUAUAUAUUUUUCAUGUAAUUGAAAAUAAUCAACCUUGUGACAUAAUGCAGACUAUUGUUACAAAAUGUCAAGCUUGUAUUCAUAAAGCUAUAUCCCAAUUAUCAGGCAGACAUUUUUUGAAGUUAAAAACACAGCAUAAUUUCUUGACAGGGUACAUUUUUUUGUCUGUAAAAAAACUUCAUAUCGGUAUGUAAGAAAUUAACUUUUAAAUACAUAGUGUUCUAUGUGGUAUAAAUGCUGGUACACACGUAGUGUUAUGUGUUGGUAUAAAAGCUGGUAAACAUGUAGUGUUGUGUGUAUGAUAAAAGCGGGCUUAUAUGUAGUGUAAUGUGUUGCAUAAAUGCUGGUAUACAUGUAGUUGUAUGUGGUAUAAAUGCUGGUAUACAUGUAGUGUUAUAAGUGGUAUAAAUGCUGGUAU
Messenger RNA from Mizuhopecten yessoensis (Yesso scallop), 2419 nucleotides. Its product is annotated as ubiquitin-associated domain-containing protein 1-like. The record is from RefSeq and is a predicted model, not a curated record. The transcript is spliced from 10 exons. NCBI's taxonomy places the organism in Eukaryota, Metazoa, Mollusca, Bivalvia, Pectinida, Pectinidae. The coding region runs from base 82 to 1707 and encodes 541 amino acids. Gene Ontology annotation, molecular function: protein binding.